This is a messenger RNA of Hippoglossus stenolepis (Pacific halibut), 3391 nucleotides long. Its product is annotated as phosphofurin acidic cluster sorting protein 1. The record is from RefSeq and is a predicted model, not a curated record. Gene Ontology annotation, molecular function: transmembrane transporter binding. Bases 60 to 2603 code for a protein of 847 amino acids. Gene Ontology annotation, biological process: protein localization to plasma membrane. NCBI's taxonomy places the organism in Eukaryota, Metazoa, Chordata, Actinopteri, Pleuronectiformes, Pleuronectidae. The transcript is spliced from 24 exons.
CCCCCUGCUGACCGGAGAACCGGCCGGUGAAGGGGGACUUUGUGACCGGACAUCACACGAUGUCGGCGGCAGCAGAGAGAGCUGCUCUCCCUCCGGGCCGGACGGAGGCGGAGCCCCCGCUGGGGUCCGGUGCAGCCGGGGAGCGGGACGGACGAGCCCCGGUGCCGAUGAACCUGUUCGCAACCUGGGAGAUGGACCGGUCAUCUCCGAGCUGCGUGCCCAGGUUGUGUAGUCUGACUCUGAAGAAGCUCCUGGUUCUGAGGGAGUUGGACCGAGAGCUCAGCUCCGUCGUGAUCGCUGUGAAGAUCCAGGGCUCCAAACGAACUUUGAGAUCCAACGAGUAUCUUCUUCCUCCAGACGGCGUCAUGGCAACUGACCUGGAGCUCACCUUCUCACUGCAGUAUCCUCAUUUCCUGAAGCGAGAUGCAAAUCGUCUCCAUGUGAUGCUGCAGAGGAGGAAAAGAUACAAGAACCGAACCAUCCUGGGCUUCAAAACUCUGGCAGUGGGAGUCAUCAACAUGGCCGAGGUGAUGCAGCACCCGACUGACAGAGCCCACAUCCUCGGUCUCCAUAGCAACCUGAAGAAUGCCUCUGUGCGUGCGGCGGAGUUGAGUGUCCUCUCUCUCUCCAGCCAGCCAAUCGAACUGGAGGAGACGAGUGGUCACCAUGGCAACAUCACCAAGGCCUUGGACCGCUCUCCUGACAUGGAGAACUACUGGGAGGACGAUGACGACAGCUUCUCCUCUGAACAGGAAGGAAGUGAUGAUGCAGUCCCGCCUCAGGACAUGUAUGAUGAUGAUGACGAUGUUCAGGGAAAGAUGAAGAAGUCCCGUGGGAAAAUGAUCCGAACAACCUCCCUGACGCAUCAACCGAACUUCAAGCAGAAGUUUGUGGCUCUGAUGAAAAGAUUCAAAGUGACUGAUGAGGUUCUGGACCCGGUGGGUCAGAGUCAGGAGGUCGAGGAGGAUCUGGACGUCCUGUACGACAGUCUGGAGCUUUACAACCCGAGUGACAGUGGCCCCGAGCUGGACGACAAUGAGAGCAUCCAGAGCACGCCAAAACCAAAACUGAGGCCGUUCUUCGACGGCGUUUCUCAGUCGCCCUCUCAGACGGAGAUGCUGAGUCAGAGGAGUCACCAGAGAGAACCGCCUGCAGCCGCGACAGAGCUACUGUUUCCUGCUGAAGGGUCUGGAGGAGAAGAGGCCGGCCCUGGGGAAGGUGAGGAUGAUGUUGCCGUGGUAACAGAUACAGGGCCGGCUGCAAAACUGUGUAAAACUGAGUCCCAGACACACGUGUCACCAAGUAAGACAGGAAGUCAAACGUCUCGCCAUCCGUGGAGCGUCUCCAUAAAGGACAGACAGAACUCCAGAGGGACAGACAGAACCAGCAGCGUGGACAGUGAGACGUCCUCAGACUAUAGGACAGCUGCUCUGCAGGUUGCCAGGAAGUCGGUCUUGGAUCAACUGAACCACAUCCUGUUCUCUGAAGAUCAGUUUCCCGACUCUGUCGUUUUGAUCAACACCACAGACUGGCAGGGACAGUAUCUUUCAGAGCGUCUCUUCGACCAACCUGUCGUCUGCACCGUCUCAGCAGCUGAUGUCCACGCCGCCUUCAGCGCCAUCAUCAGCCGCAUCCAGAGAUUCUGUAACUGUAACUCCCAGCUGCCGCCCACUGUUAAGGUGGCGGUGGGCGGAGACCAGAGCUACCUCAGCACCGUCCUCAGCUGCUUUGUGGAGCAGCUGGCCAGCAAGACGCCUGAUUGGCUAAACUAUGUCCGCUUCCUCAUCCUCCCCAUGGGAGCCCACCCACUUGCCAAGUACCUGUCGUCCCUGGACGGUAAAUUCAACAGCCUGUUCAUGGACGCAGGCUGGAGGGAGCUGUUUGGACGUCUGGAGCCCCCGCCCCUCGAUCCGGUCGAUGUCGCAGUUCGAGUGUCCCGGUAUCUGAGCGGAGCUGCUGUCUCUCACCUGUGUCCCAUCUCUGAGGCGAUGCUCACCUGUAAACACAAGAGCCCAGACGACGACUCCUAUCAGAAGUUUGUUCCUUUUAUCGGGCUGGUGAAGGUCGGCAUCGUGGAGCAGAACUUCCUGUCCACCUCAGUCGACUCUGAUGACAUCAUACUGGGGUCUCCUCCCUCCCAAUCAGGAGCACCGAUCAGCAUCACCUCCACACCUCCCCCCUCCCCCUCCAACAGCUGUUCGGGGGAGGUGAUGGGUCUGCAGGUCGACUACUGGAGCAGUCAGGGGGGAGGAGGGGGGAGGAAGGAGGGCGGGAUGAAGAACACGCUGAAGAGCAACUUCCGCUCGCUGCAGGUGUCGAGGAUCAGCGGAGGAGAAAUGAUGAGUCUGACGGUGGUGAUGAAAGAGAAGAACAAGAAAGUCAUGUUCCUUAGUAAGAAGACGAAGGAGAAGGAGGCGGAGUCGAGGAGUCAGGUGAUUGAAGGAAUCAGCCGGUUGAUCUGUACAUCGAAACACCAACACACACUGAGAGUCUCUAUAGACGGAGUCGAGUGGAACGAUGUGAAGUUCUUCCAGCUCGCCGCCCAGUGGCCGACGCACGUCAAACACUUUCCUGUCGGAAUCUUCAGCUCCAACAAACCCUGAUCCACGCUCUCCUCCUCAUCCUCAUCCAAUCAGCCUUCAGCAGCAGAACCUUCUCUGCAUCGCAUCAUGUUGGAAAAAAAAUAUCUGUAACUUGUAAGUUACUUUAAAAAAUAAUUGACAUUAUAAAAAGAAUAUGUAAAACUUCAUGUAAAUACUGUACAGUUUCAGAUCAGAGAUAAUGUUUGUGGAUUUGAUUUAAUUGACAUUCUGGACAAACCAGCAGGAGAGAAGGUUAUUGUCAAUUUAAUUUGGAUCAAAUCACACUUGUAAACGUUAGUCUCUAAACAUGUUACAUGUCACAGUGAAGCAUCGUGUUCUCAGAAUCUGCUGCUGCACUUCUCUCCUAUAAACCUUUGUGAAUUUAACCCUCUAUUAUCCUUCGAUUAAACCACAGAGUGUUUUCACAGGAAAAAGUAUUAAUAUUUGAUCCACAUUUGUUUUGGUUAUUCAGGAUGAAAUUGAGGUCAUUUUAUAAUCGUAUUCUUCACUUGGACUACAGGGUAGACUUAGUGCUGCUAAUGUCAUUGAAACGCUUCCACGCAUCUUCAGCCAGGUCCGAGACUUCAGAUCCACAUUUGUGUUCCUCAUAACAUUUGAGUUGGAUCUAACUGGGAUGACGAUGGAGAGUGGAGGCGCGUGUAUGGUGCAGUUCAUGAUGUUCACUUUGACAACAGAGCAAUGAGGCUGGAUGUCUGAGAGAACACUGUGUUUGGUUAGUAAAGGACUGUUGUGUUCUCCUUACAGUUCUGAUGAGGAUGAUAUUCUAUUUGAACAUAAAGAUCUUUCUA